AUGUCACAGCCGUAUGAGAAAGACGUGAAAAGCGUCGUCGUCGUUAGCGAAAGCGAUGGCAACGGCCCUGGGUCGAAGACACGGCCUCUGGACGUAGAGGAUUCGGGAUAUGUCGAAUCUAAACGGUCAUGGAGGUCUUAUCUCUGGUCUUCCGCAGCGCUCGAUGUUCCCAAGGAAGAAGCCCAAUUUCUCACCAAGCUGGACCUAACGCUUAUAUCGGCCUCAGCUCUGGGUGUCAUGUGCCGUUAUCUUGACCAAGCCAACAUCACGAACGCCUUUAACCGUACAGACAGUGGCAUGAAGGAAGAUCUGUCCCUUUACGGAAACGAGCUCAAUUAUGCCAACGCAAUUUGGAGCGCAGCAUAUGUAUUUGGACAGAUUCCAUCGAAUCUUAUUCUUACCCGAGUCAACGCCCCUUUAUACAUCGCCUUUCUUGAAUUUGGAUGGACCGUUUUCACCUUUGCAACUGCCGGCGCCAAGGACGUGAACCAGAUCUACGUCUUCCGCUUCUUUGUUGGGUUGUUUGAGUCUGGCCACUUUCCAGCUGUCAUCUACGUGUGUUCAAGCUACUAUAAACCUCACGAACUAGCUCGACGCAAUACCUUGAUCCAAGUAUUCACUGGAGUCGGACCCCUGUUUUCGGGCUUCCUGAUGGCAGCGGUAUAUAGCGGACUGAAUGGAGUUCAUGGUCUUCCUGGGUGGCGAUGGAUGUUCAUCGUAUGCGGAUGUGUUUCGUUUCCUUGUGCAGUCUGGACAGCUGUCGCAAUGCCCCAGCUUCCCAGCCGAGCAAAGCCUAAUUGGAUCUUCACGCAAAAAGAAGUUGAUUUGGCCCGUGCUCGUAUGCCCACUGAAGCGAAAGUUCGUACUGGCCUGUUCAAAUGGCAAGAUAUCAAGCGCUGGCAUGCGACUUGGCACGUCUACCUCUUAAAGUUCCCCUCUUCUUUGCCCUCCUCGCUCAGUUUGGUCAAGCCGGCGCAUCUAAGUUACAACGUCAAAGGGGAACCGCCUGUGUUUUCCGUCGCUGAGAUCAACAUCAUCCCUCUUGGUAUAAAUAUCAUUACCAUUUUCGCGACUCUUAUCAAUUCCUGGAUCUCGGACAGUUUACCAAGAUCGGCCAGAUGGCCCGGCAUGCUAUUUGCAUGCAUCAUGGCUAUUAUUUUCCCUACCGCGCUGGCCGCAACGCCUGUUCACCCACCAAACAGAGGAACACGUUGGGCCAUCUACUAUCUUACCUCUCUGGGUAGCACAGCAGCUGGCCUUAGCUGGACCUGGGUGAACGAGGUCAACAGAGACGACCCAGAGAAACGGGCGUACAUCUCCGCUAUGAUGAAUGCCUUUGCAUACAUUUUCACAGCCUGGGUCCCCAUUUUUACCUUCCCGACGAGCCAACAGCCGUACAUCGUCACUGGUAACUACAUCACAGCCGGUUUCGGUGCUGCAGCUGCCGUCACUGUUCUGGUGAUGCGAUAUCUACACGAUCGGGAUGUUGAGGUAAAAGAACGGUUGGAAGAUAAUGAUUCUGCCUAA
Molecule: messenger RNA, 1527 nt
Organism: Clonostachys rhizophaga
Lineage: Eukaryota; Fungi; Ascomycota; Sordariomycetes; Hypocreales; Bionectriaceae
Source: the annotation of a GenBank genome assembly